AUGAGCGAGCAAGAUGUCAGCCAUGCCAACAAGGCUUACUUCGACGGCUCUGCUAGCGAUUUCAAUGAACAGCACGAUAAUCGACACCGGGCGCAGAGCAUGGCAAACGAGAUCCUUCGCACGCAUGGGAAUCUGUUCAAGCCGGAUCAAACGUCGGUGCUCGACUUUGCCUGUGGAACGGGCUUAGUGUCGCAGGUGCUCUUGCUGCAUGCGAAGAGCGUUCUCGGCGUCGACAUUAGCUCCGGAAUGAUCGACGAAUACAACAAGAUGGCUGCUCAGCUGCAGUCGAAUUCUCCCGGAAAAGAGAUUUCCGCUCGCGCUGUGGAUCUUAUUGCGGAUCCGGGUGCCCUAGGUGGUCAGAAGUUUGACAUCAUAACCUGCGCAGCCUCGUACCACCAUUUUGACGAUAUCGACGCUGUCACCGAGAUCCUGUACGAACGGCUCAACCCGGGCGGUUCCCUCCUUGUAGUCGAUAUGCUCGUCCUCGAUCCUGGAGAAGAGCCCGAUGUUCAUCCUGAGACGGCUAUCCAACCGGAGGAAGUGAUUCGUAUGGUUCCCUACAUACAUGGAUUAUCUGAAAACCAAAUGAGCAGUGCUUUCGCCUCUGCUGGAUUGAAGAACUUCUCGUUGUCGCGCUCGGACCGCAAGCAGGUACGCGUGCAUAUCCAUGGCCGAUACGUCACGCUAUUUGUCGCACGAGGAGACCGUCCAGCAGUGUAG
This is a messenger RNA of Coniophora puteana RWD-64-598 SS2, 720 nucleotides long. Its product is annotated as S-adenosyl-L-methionine-dependent methyltransferase. Lineage: Eukaryota; Fungi; Basidiomycota; Agaricomycetes; Boletales; Coniophoraceae. The transcript has 3 exons. Bases 1 to 720 code for a protein of 239 amino acids. The record is from RefSeq and is a predicted model, not a curated record.